GUCAGAGCUCAGCCUUAGCCAUCCUUACCAGCCAAACCCCGCGCUACUACCGCAUCUCUCGACGUUACCGACGCACCGUCAGCCGCACUCUAUUACAGGACUGACGACCGCUUUCUUUCGCGUCUUAUUUGAAGCAGUGAAGAGCGCGCUCCCAAACGGGCAUUUGAUCUCCCAUCGUUCACGGCUAUUCGGCAUCUCCGCCUGAACGCGCGCACUUUGGAAGAAGCCCCGACCUCAAUCGCACACUGUAACUCGACAUGUCCUACUAUCCCGGCCAGCAAUACCACGGCGGCGGUGGCUACGGCGCCCCUCCACCGCCUCAGAAUGGCUAUGGUGGCCCGCCUCCACAAGGAUACCCGCCUCCACAGCAGAACUACGGUGCUCCGUGAGUAGAGAAUGACGAGUAAUGCUCCACGGGUGCUGACGGAUACCAGUCCUCCACAGCAAUAUGGAUACCAGAGCCCACAACCACCCUACAACAACAACUAUGGUCAACCUACGCCGCCUCCGCAGCAGUAUGGAUACAACCAGGGACCACCACCACCACAGCAGUAUGGCAACUACGGCCCACCGCCUCCGCAACAACCUCCCCGUCCGGGCAUGAUGCCCACAGCCAACAGCAAUCAAUGGACACAUGGAAACCACAACGCGCCCCCACCACCGCCCUCGGGCGCACAGAACUUCGGCCAUGGCGCACCCAACGGCUAUUCGUUUCAAUACUCGGCAUGCAACGGUCGACGGAAAGCCCUCCUGAUUGGCAUCAACUACUUCGGCCAACGAGGACAGCUUCGCGGCUGCAUCAACGAUGUGAAGAACAUGAGCACAUACUUGAACGAGUUCUUUGGCUACAAGCGGGAGGACAUGGUCACGUUGACCGACGACCAGCAGAACCCCAUGAGCCAGCCGACUAAAGCCAACAUCUUGAGAGCGAUGCAUUGGCUGGUCAAAGACGCGAGGCCAAACGACUCUUUGUUCUUCCACUACUCAGGCCACGGCGGUCAAACCAAGGAUCUCGACGGCGACGAAGAUGAUGGCUACGACGAGGUCAUCUAUCCAGUGGAUUUCCGCACGGCCGGUCACAUUGUCGACGACGAGAUGCACCGUAUCAUGGUCACACCCCUCCAGCCCGGUGUGCGACUCACCGCCAUCUUCGAUUCUUGUCAUUCCGGCUCCGCCCUUGACCUGCCUUACCUCUACUCCACCCAAGGUGUGCUCAAGGAGCCCAACUUGGCCAAGGAAGCUGGUCAGGGUCUGCUGGGCAUCGUGGCGAGCUAUGCGCGUGGCGACAUUGGCAGCAUGAUUGGUGGUGCCACAAGUCUGUUUAAGAAGGCAAUGAAUGGAGAUGAAGUGCACAAGAAGAACCUAAGAACGAAAACUAGCCCUGCCGACGUGAUCAUGUGGAGUGGAUCCAAGGAUACGCAGACUUCGGCCGACGCAAGUAUUGGUGGAGAAGCUACGGGAGCCAUGUCUUGGGCUUUCAUCUCUUCGCUCCGCAAGAAUCCUAACCAAAGCUAUGUACAACUGCUCAACAGCAUCCGUGAUGAGCUGCAGGGCAAAUAUGACCAAAAGCCUCAAUUGAGCUGCAGUCAUCCGUUGAAUACCGAUCUGCUGUACGUCAUGUAGACGUGUUUUUUCCGCAGAUGAGGUUGUUGUAAGAUGAGGCUAUAAUUCCGGAUUUGGUCGUAGGGAAUACUGUCUGACAGAGUGAUACCAUGACGCACCCAUCCUUGGAUGAAGAAGAAGUAGUAGUUGGGUGCAAAAAUGCAUUUUAUCAUGAUCGAGUAUACAACUUCUUUUGUAUAUACUUGGGGACGAGAUACGACGGCGUUUCGAACAGGUCAUUUGCAG
Molecule: messenger RNA, 1848 nt
Organism: Alternaria alternata
Lineage: Eukaryota; Fungi; Ascomycota; Dothideomycetes; Pleosporales; Pleosporaceae
Exons: 5
Coding region: 397-1623 (408 amino acids)
Biological process (GO): proteolysis
Molecular function (GO): cysteine-type endopeptidase activity
Source: RefSeq, a predicted model, not a curated record